AUGGAGGUCGAAAUCCCGAUGGAGGAAGGAGAGCCGCUAGGAGCAACUCCGAACGAUAAACUGAUCAUCACGAAAGUCCAAGAAGGAACCAUUGCCGAUGGUAAACUAAAAAUCGGUGAUCAAAUCCUCAAAGUAAAUGGCCAAUCAAUUGCUGACCAGAACAGCUUUUUCAAAGCACUACGUUUUGCGCCACCGGUUGCUAGACUUAGUAUUAUCAGAGAUCAUAAGAAAGCGGAAGAACUUGAGGCUCGUGUCCGCAUUCCUGAAGCCCGUGCGAAACUCAUACAAAGAAGGGAUGGAUUCGCGUAUUUUGUAGGAGACCAUAUCAUUGAUAUUGAUGGCGUCCCCGUUACCGAUAAGGAUGUUGCAAGGGAUUUACUUAUUAAAGCGCUGCAAGAGAAAAAGGAGGUGACCGCCGUCGUGGAACGUCCCGAAACAAUGGAGGCAAAACACUGGACGCAGCAAGCUCUCGUCACACAGGUUUCUCAACCACCUUCCGUACAUAUGAAUUCGGAUGUUCGUGCAAUCGCAUCCAAGCAACGCGCCAUGGUCAAAGAACCAAAACCGGCUCCAAAAUCCAUCUUGCGUCAGUCGACAAACACCAGAUGCAUCACUAUCAGCGAUGAAGUUCAAUCGCACAUCAUCGCAUCCGAUAACGAAGGAAGAACACUCAGACCUGUGAAAAAGUAG
This is a messenger RNA of Angiostrongylus costaricensis, 690 nucleotides long. NCBI's taxonomy places the organism in Eukaryota, Metazoa, Nematoda, Chromadorea, Rhabditida, Metastrongylidae. The record is from the annotation of a GenBank genome assembly.